Alnus glutinosa is the source of this 839-nucleotide messenger RNA. Its product is annotated as universal stress protein A-like protein. The transcript has 4 exons. Gene Ontology annotation, molecular function: AMP binding. NCBI's taxonomy places the organism in Eukaryota, Viridiplantae, Streptophyta, Magnoliopsida, Fagales, Betulaceae. Bases 156 to 683 code for a protein of 175 amino acids. The record is from RefSeq and is a predicted model, not a curated record.
AAUACGCCCGUAAGCGUACUCGCGGCACAGCUUUUGUUCUACAAACUUCGGGCAGAGAGAUAGAACUUAGGACACAGAGAGAGAGAGAGCGAGCGAACGAGCGAGAUUGAGUUAGUGAGUGGAAGAAGAAGAAGAAGAAGAAGAAGAAGAGGAAAAUGGAGGGCGAGCCGACUCGGAUAAUGAUGGGAGUGAACGAGUCGACUAUCAAGGGGUAUCCACACGCGUCGAUAAGCAGCAGAGGAGCGUUUGAGUGGACUCUCCAGAAGAUCGUUCGCUCCAACACCUCUGGCUUCAAGCUCCUCUUCCUUCACGUCCAAGUCACCGACGAAGACGGUUUUGAUGACAUGGAUAGCAUUUAUGCGUCGCCUGAAGAUUUUAAAAACCUGAACCACAGGGACAGGGCAAAAGGGCUUCAUCUGCUUGAGCACUUUGUCACUAGAUGUCAUGAAAUUGGGAUUUCUUGUGAGGCAUGGAUCAAGAAAGGUGAUCCCAAAGAAGUAAUCUGCCAUGAGGUGAAGCGAGUCCAGCCUGAUUUUCUGGUUGUGGGAAGCCGGGGUCUUGGCCCUUUUCAGAGGGUUUUUGUAGGAACUGUAAGCGAAUUUUGCGCGAAGCAUGCUGAGUGCCCUGUCCUCACAAUCAAACGCAGGGCAGAUGAAACUCCUCAGGACCCUGUUGAUGACUGAUUCUUCUAGAAAUGAGCUUCAUACCGUUUGUUAAAACCCCUAUGAGAAUUGCCCCUGACGUGUAUAUUUUGCGUCCUGUGGAAUCGCACAUGGUGAAAACAUUCAUAUGGGAGAAACUAUUUUUUCUAUAUGUGGUCAUCAUCCACUUGGUUUUCA